Drechmeria coniospora is the source of this 2469-nucleotide messenger RNA. Its product is annotated as AAA family ATPase. Gene Ontology annotation, molecular function: ATP binding; ATP hydrolysis activity. The coding region runs from base 1 to 2469 and encodes 822 amino acids. The transcript is spliced from 2 exons. NCBI's taxonomy places the organism in Eukaryota, Fungi, Ascomycota, Sordariomycetes, Hypocreales, Ophiocordycipitaceae. The record is from RefSeq and is a predicted model, not a curated record.
AUGUUGCGUAACAAAGCCUUCACUGUUCUCCAAAAGACUUAUGACGACAGCUAUCUGAGCUGCUCAACCGCCGUCUACUACGAGAGCCAGGUUUUUAUUCCCCAGCUCAGAUUGCAUCGAUUGAAUCCACUUGCUAAUGGCGAGGGGGCGGGGCAGGGAAAUGAGCCUGAGGCAGCGCGUCAUUGGAAAGCGGCUCUUGACAAUAUUUACGAACAUCAUGCCAUCAAGUCCGCCCCGGGAUACGAGCCUCAAACAGAUACGGAAAGGGCCCUAGUAGAUGCUCUAAAGCAGCUGGAGUUGCAGUGCAAGGAGCGAAUUGACCUGCUGGAGGCACUGCGUGUGUCGCUACAGGAUGAAUCACCUACGUCUCCGAAUAACCAUUCCGGGAUAUCGGAGCCCAAGAGCGAAGCAACUGGUAGGACCAAGGGUUGCAUUGGAUUAGGCACUAUCCCUGCCGUUACAUACUCACAACUAUCGCGCCCGUUCCUCCCGACUCGGCCCGCGCUUCCCUCGCGCACGACUCCCGAGAACCCAGUUGUCACAAGUGGGGGGGUUAGGUUGGGGCUUGAACGUAACUCCUCAGGAAACCGUCCGCCGCGGUCCAUGUCGCCUAAAGCGCAUUCGAGGCGUGAAAAGGCAUCUAGUCCUUCAAGCCAAGAGAAGCGCACAAUGAAGACCACGCUUCGUUCCGGACGAGCUGAUGACAAGGCAUUGAGACCGGCUAGGAAGCCCCCCAAAUGCACAUCCGACGGUCCAAGCCAAGCCGCCACAUUGGCGUGGAGCAAUCUCGGUUGUCGAGACCAGCAUUUCAAAACACCUUUAGCAGCUGAGAGUGAGGAUUCCUCGGCUACACCUCCCAAAGUGUCACCGGAUCAAUUGUCCAAGAUCUCGACGCCUCAGCACGAAUGGGACAGCCAUUCAAGACGCCUUAUCGUACCCCGCGAGCCCGAUUAUAUUCCAAACAGGCCGCAGUCUGCGAUUAUUGAGGGAAAUUCAGACGACCAUCGAUAUUCGCGACCUUCCCUACUUUCUGUCAGUGCAGCAUCCAGCGCAUUAAGCUCCUCGUGGCAGCAAGAAACGCCGUCGUCAGAAACUCAACCAGCAAGCCAUUCAACAUUGGUAAGGACAAUUCCCGCUCUAGGCCCGCCCGCAUUGAGACUAUCAAGAGAUGUUCAACGGAAUGACCUGGUGGCACCCGCUGAGUCGGGAGAGAAAGGUGGAAGAAAGCUCGCAGCAGACACUGUGCGAAGAAAAGCCGUUGCAAGGCAGCCGACACAACCGGCACCGCCCGUCAUUGUCGGCCCGCAUCCCAGCCGCACACAUAGGCGACGUCAGCGGAUUCCGGGGCGGGAAUGUUUAUCGAGUACCUCUGACGAUGACGUGGACUUGUCAAAAAUAUGCGAGCUGGAAAAGCAAGGAGAGCCUGCGUUGGCGGUGAACUCCCAAGGCGUCUCACCUCCCGGGGAGGACCACUCAACUGGCAAACCCCGCGAAAGGAAGAUGGAAUAUAUCCUGAAUCACUUGCCGCCGGGUGUUGAUGAAGUCGCCGCGAAGCAGAUACUUAACGAUAUGGUUGUCCAUGGAGAUGAGGUUUACUGGGAAGAUAUCGCCGGCUUGGAGAUUGCGAAGAAUGCUUUACGGGAGACUGUGGUGUACCCGUUCUUACGUCCAGAUCUUUUUAUGGGGCUCCGUGAGCCUGCUCGGGGAAUGCUCCUCUUUGGCCCGCCCGGAACCGGCAAGACGAUGCUCGCUCGCGCCGUGGCCACAGAAUCCAAGUCAACAUUCUUUUCCAUCUCAGCAAGCAGCCUAACGAGCAAAUACCUGGGAGAAUCAGAGAAGCUUGUCCGAGCCCUCUUCGGCCUCGCGCGAGUGUUGGCGCCGAGUAUUAUAUUCGUCGAUGAGAUUGAUUCGUUACUAUCUCAAAGAUCGGGAUCGGGUGAGCAUGAAGCUACGAGAAGAAUCAAGACGGAGUUCCUCAUUCAGUGGAGUGACCUGCAACGAGCAGCUGCCGGGCGAGAAAUCAAAGAGGGUGACAAGGAGCGUGGCGAUGCCAACAGGGUCUUAGUACUGGCAGCCACAAAUCUCCCUUGGUCAAUUGAUGAAGCUGCCAGAAGACGCUUUGUCCGUCGCCAGUACAUACCUUUGCCAGAGCCUCAUACCCGGGAGACACAGCUGCGGACUCUAUUGAGCCAGCAAAAACAUGAUCUAUCAUCCUCGGAUGUCACACAACUGGUAGCAAUGACAGAAGGCUUUUCGGGGUCAGAUAUCACCGCGUUGGCAAAGGAUGCAGCUAUGGGUCCACUACGAUCACUUGGCGAGGCGCUUUUACAUAUGACUAUGGAUGACAUUCGGCCCAUCAUGCUGGCAGACUUCAAGUCAAGCCUGGGUACGAUCCGUCCGAGUGUUGGCAAGGAUGGGCUGAAAGAGUACGACGAAUGGGCUAGGGAGUUCGGGGAGCGAGGUGGCUAA